CGUCGUCCACCGGUCUCUCUAGCGGAGCUUCGACGCCCCCCUCCCCCCAUCCAUGGCGAACCCUAGCCGAUCCCUCUCCUCCUCCUCGAUCGACCCCUCCCUCGUCAUCUCCCACAAGUUCCCCGAGAGAUCCUUCUCCUAUACAGAGAGGGAUGUGGCGCUGUACGCUCUCGGCGUCGGAGCUUGCGGCGCCGAUCCGGUGGACGAAAAGGAGCUCAAGUAUGUUUACCAUCCGAAUGGGCAACCCUUCAUCCAGGUUUUGCCAACUUUUGCUGCUCUGUUUCCUUUCCAAAAGCUUAAUGGGCUUGGACUUGAAGGCAUCACUGGCCUACAAUAUGAUCCGAAACUGUUGUUGCAUGGUCAGCAAUACAUUGAGAUCUAUAGGCCUUUUCCUUCAAGUAGCAGCAUUGUAAACAAGGUAUCCAUCGCAGGCUUGCAUGACAAAGGGAAAGCUGCUAUUGUUGAGCUUGAAACCACUAGCUAUCUAAAGGACUCUGGUGAAGUUGUAUGCAUGAACAGGAGUACCAUUUACUUGCGUGGUUCCGGAGGCUUUUCAGAUUCCUCACAGCCGUAUUCAUAUGCAACUUAUCCUCCCAAUCAGAUUUCCCGUGUUUCAAUUCCAAAGACGUCACCUUCAGCAGUAUACGAAGACUGCACUCAAAAAUCUCAGGCUCUUCUAUAUAGGUUAUCAGGUGAUUACAAUCCUUUGCAUUCAGAUCCUAUGGUGGCACAGCCUGCAGGGUUCACUCGCCCUAUUCUUCAUGGAUUAUGUACUCUAGGUUUUGCAGUCAGAGCUGUCAUUAGAUCAUUUUGCAAUGGUGAACCAACUGCAGUCAAAACCAUCUUCGGUCGGUUUCUUUUGCAUGUUUACCCAGGAGAAACUCUAAUCACGGAAAUGUGGCUCGAAGGCCCAAGGGUGAUAUAUCAAACGACGGUGAAGGAACGAAACCGCGUCGUGCUCUCUGGCUAUGUUGAACUCGGACAUAUCUCUUCAUCAUUGUAAAUCAAAGGUCAGUUCUAGUGCUUAAUAUAAUGGCAAUAAAAUGCCUUUGGCUGUCGCAAUCAUCAUAUGUUACACCUAAUAGUGAUACCUUUAGAGGGCUGUUUGACCAUAGCUGGUAUUUGUUAUCGAGUAAACUUUUCAUA
Messenger RNA from Ananas comosus (pineapple), 1146 nucleotides. RefSeq names its product enoyl-CoA hydratase 2, peroxisomal. Gene Ontology annotation, cellular component: peroxisome. Lineage: Eukaryota; Viridiplantae; Streptophyta; Magnoliopsida; Poales; Bromeliaceae. The coding region runs from base 53 to 1003 and encodes 316 amino acids. The transcript has 11 exons. The record is from RefSeq and is a predicted model, not a curated record.